Molecule: messenger RNA, 1170 nt
Organism: Drosophila willistoni
Lineage: Eukaryota; Metazoa; Arthropoda; Insecta; Diptera; Drosophilidae
Product: odorant receptor 59a-like
Exons: 2
Coding region: 1-1170 (389 amino acids)
Biological process (GO): detection of chemical stimulus involved in sensory perception of smell; sensory perception of smell
Cellular component (GO): plasma membrane
Molecular function (GO): olfactory receptor activity; odorant binding
Source: RefSeq, a predicted model, not a curated record
AUGGAAUCAGCUAACAUUAAUAGUUUGAUUUUCUUCAGGAGUCAUUGGUUCGCCUGGACGGUGUUGGGUUUGUCACGUGAGAAGGUGGCAACUUACUGGCGACGACUUUAUGUGGGCUACAGUAUCGUGAUUAAUCUAUUGGUGACUAUUGGUUAUCCUCUACACUUGGGUUUGGCUUUGUUUAGGAGUCCCACCCAAACGGAGAAUGUCUUGAAUUUAACUAUUUUUGUCACUUGUUUCACCUGUGCAUUGAAAUUUAUGAUUUAUUCAUACAACAUCGGAAAGGUCAGUGAGAUUGAGAGACUUUUAGUAAAGAUGGACAUGCGUGUGAGUGCAUCCGGAGGUCAGAUAAUAAUCUACAAACAGCUAAGACGCAACCAACGUAUGCUCCUGUAUCUCUUUAUGGGAAUCUACUUACCCGUCGGCAUGUUUGCUGAAUUGGGAUUCAUAUUUCAGAAACAGAGAGCCCUCCUCUAUCCCGCUUGGUUUCCCUUCGAUUGGGUGAACUCCACAAGAAAUUUCUAUAUAGCCAAUGUCUAUCAGAUUGUAGGCAUUUCGUAUAUGUUAUUGCAAAACUAUGUAAACGAUUGCUUUCCACCUGUUAAUCUGUGCCUAAUAUCGGCUCAUAUUCAAAUGCUAUAUAUACGAUUCGAGGAAAUCGGCAAAGGCAGAACACAGAAUGCUGAACUCGAGCUCGAAGCCUGCAUGACUGAUCAUAAGCGUUUAAAAGAGCUUUUUCGCUUGGUUGAGUCCUUUAUAUCUCUGCCAAUGUUCAUACAAAUUACUGUGACUGGCAUCAACAUCUGCAUAGGCAUCUUUGCUGUUAUCUUUUAUGUUCGUGAGCCGAUGUAUUGGGCUUAUUUUCUAUUCUACUGUUUGGCCCUAUCAUUGGAAAUCUUUCCCACUUGCUACUUUGGCACCGACAAUGAGUUUUGGUUUGGCCGUCUUCAUUAUGCUGCCUUCAGUUGCGAUUGGCUGCCUCAAAAGCUAAGUUUUAAGAAGAAAAUGUUGAUAUUUACAGAGUGCUCGCUGAAACAUUCUACAGCCAUUGCUGGGGGCAUGUUGCGUAUUCAUGUGGAUACAUUCGCCUCGACUAUGAAAUUUGCGUACUCGCUUUUCACCAUUAUUUUGCGUAUGAGAAGGUCAAGUCAAAGUCAUCAAAAUGAUUGA